AAAAAAAAUUACAUAUAUACCAUACCUACUUUCGUUCUCGAGAACUCUCAGUGGGGCCGAACAUACGGAGCAGUGAAACUUGCGACCUAAGAGGUAUAUAAAUCACUGCUGUGACAGCGAAUCUCAUACUUGACCUUGAACCGCAAUUUCGGCAACAUGGCGGCUUCAGUUUUCAGCGAUGUGCCCAUGGGCGCACCUAUUGAGGUCUUUGCCCUCUCCAAACGAUAUAAUGAAGAUCCGAACCCAAACAAAGUUGAUCUUGGGGUUGGAGCAUACCGUAAUGAUGAUGGCAAGCCAUGGGUGUUACCAAUGGUGACAACAGUGGAGAGACAGAUGGCUUCUGAUGAAACACUCAAUCAUGAGUAUCUGCCAGUCGCAGGACUCCCUGCCUUUCGUACCUCAGCUGUUGCUCUUUUGCUGGGCAAAGAUAACCCAGCCAUUCUUGAAAGAAGGGUUGAAGGAAUUCAAGUACAAGGUGGUACAGGUGGUAUACGUCUGGCAUUAGACUUCCUGAAAAAGAACCUAAAAUCAGAUGUUGCCUACGUAUCUAAACCUACUUGGGGAAAUCACCAGUUGAUAUGCAAAGCUGCAGGAUUUUCAUCAGUCCGUGAUUACCGAUACUGGGAUGCAAAGGAACUUGGAGUAGACUUUGCUGGCAUGGUGGAGGACUUAAAGGCGGCACCAGAGGGUGCAGUGAUCAUUCUUCAUGCAUGUGCACACAAUCCAACAGGCAUUGACCCCACUCAGAAGCAGUGGGAAGAGAUUGCUAACAUAAUGGAGGAGAGGAAGCUGUUUCCCCUCAUUGACAUUGCAUAUCAAGGUUUUGCAAGUGGAGAUCUGGAUGCUGAUGCUGCAACCGUGCGAUAUUUUGUCAAACGUGGCUUUGAACUUCUAGUGGCACAGUCCUUCUCCAAAAACUUUGGCUUGUACAAUGAAAGAAUUGGUAAUUUAUGCAUCGUUACCAAGACACCAGAUGUGAUCCCCAACAUCCGCUCCCAGAUGGAAAUCAUUGUAAGGACCACCUGGUCUAAUCCUUCACAUCAUGGAGCACGCAUUGUGGCCAUGGUUCUUAACAACCCUGCCUACUUUGAAGAAUGGAGAGGACAGGUGAAGACCAUGGCUGAUCGCAUAAAGGAAAUGCGUAAGCUGAUGUACAACAAGCUUCGUCAGAAGAAAACAGAAGGGAAAUGGACUCAUAUUCUGGAACAGAUUGGCAUGUUCAGCUUCACAGGGCUAACACCAAAACAAGUGCAAGUAUUGGUAGAAAAGUAUCACAUCUACUUGCUAGCCAAUGGACGCAUCAGCAUGUGUGGUCUGACCACGAAAAACAUUGACUACGUGGUUGACGCCAUCCAUGAUGCCAUAAACACCUAUCCGACAUCAAACAGCCACACCAGCAUCUCUGGCCAUCAAGCAAAAAUCUGAGAAUACUUUUUCUCUCCCUUUGGUGUUAAGUAUGGAUUCACUGUGAGCCAAAUCAGUAAACGAAGGAUGCUUCUCACUCACCUGCAUGUUUUAUGUUUAGGUAAAUUUUGUCUUAUGAACACAGAAAUUGUGCAGAUAUUAUCAAGUUUAAAACUGUAGAAAUAUUAAGGCUGUGAGUGGGGAAAAAAACAAUGCAUUUGGCCUUUAAUAUGAUUCUUUCAAUGCAUCAGAUUUCAAGGUGAAUGACUUAUUAAAGUUGAUGGAAUUUUCUUAUGUGAGUUCCUGUAAAAAUCAAACAAUUAAAUAUAUUUUAAGAUAUUCAUGAAACAUGUGAUCUAAGAUUAUUAGAAGUGUCCAGGUUGUGAAUGGUAUAAUAUGUUUGUAUUUAGAUUUUAUCUUUAUUUCCCAGGAUACUCAGCAUUACAUCUGGACAGAAUUAAAGAGCUUUUAGAUAAUGGUCUACCUUGUUACUGGUUUUUCACCAUUUCCUGUACAAGCACCCUGAUAUAUCAGUAAACAUUUUCAAACUAUGUACAUAUUUUGCUUUAAUUAUACAUUACCUUGACUAACUGGGCUCAGUGUUUAGAGGCACUUAAUUUUUACUUUUGUCUCCUGUCACAGAAAAUCUAGGGAGGUGAUUAUUUUUUAUUAAUUUUACAGAAGGAAAGAAUCUGGUCAUGCUAUAAUCUAACAGAAUAAAGCGUGUCUUUUCAAUGAA
Messenger RNA from Pomacea canaliculata, 2143 nucleotides. RefSeq names its product aspartate aminotransferase, cytoplasmic-like. Gene Ontology annotation, molecular function: L-aspartate:2-oxoglutarate transaminase activity; pyridoxal phosphate binding. Lineage: Eukaryota; Metazoa; Mollusca; Gastropoda; Architaenioglossa; Ampullariidae. The record is from RefSeq and is a predicted model, not a curated record. Gene Ontology annotation, biological process: L-aspartate biosynthetic process. Gene Ontology annotation, cellular component: cytosol.